CUUCUCGCCUCCUCACCACCUCACCACUCACUCUUGAGUCUCAUAAUUCCGCCUUUUCCCUCCCCUCCCGAAGAAAACGAUAUUUGUCCCGGUUUCCGUUUUAUUGAAUCGCUCACUGUCUUCAUUCAUUACUUCCUUCCGGGCUCACAUUCAUCGCACCGCCGCCGCCUCUUUUUCUUUAGUGCCGCAUCGGUUCAGACGCUGUCUGCCUGCGUUUGGGUCGCGAUACUCUCAAGGUCCUCUUUCCUUCCGAGUCCUUUUGCUUUCGUCCGGGCUUAUUCCCCCUCUGGGUCCCUUGUUUUGGAACUGGCUGGAUACAAGCAAGGACUUGUGUUGCUCUGAGCCAGGUACGGUUCCGCCUUGAGGGGCAGCAUCUUUCGAGGGGGCUCAGCGCUGAGAGUUGACGACAAAGUUGCCCAUCCCUCCGGUUCUCAAGAGGAGUCAUCAACCAUACCAAUAGCCUUCAACACGUCAGUCUCAUUAUACUUUAACGUUGCCAACGGUUGCAACGUCCGUCAACGGCCGAAUGCUCAACUCUAUACGCUUUCGCCAAUCUCACCUCGAACGGACGGUUUGCCUCCCCCAGUCAUCCCGGAGUGUACACGCCCUCGACCAACUUCCUACGUACCCUGAGUCCAUGGAACUGUAUUCCGCCAGCGAUAACCCGUCACCUCUCCGACCGUCUAUUGUGCUAUAAAGAGCACCCGGUCUCGACAAGAUGGCGUCCUCUCUCUUCUCUCGAAGAAAGCCUCGUCACAGACAUCGAUCUUCAGGACUCAUCAUCAAUUCUUCCACCACCGAGAAUCCCCCUGCCAUACAAACCACACCUACACCCUCAACGCUUGGAGAUUUCUCAAAGAUCUUUGCUUCUCUUCAUUCUGAUAAGGCCGCCUUCACCACACCUACCUCUGCUGAGGACGACACUCGUCAGCCGCUCUUCUCCUCGUUUCAACAACAUCUCUUGGAUCCGAGCCCCUCUCCAAGCCCGCGUGUCCUCUUCUUCAUUCCGGACCACGUCAUCAGAGAAACGCUAUCCUCACAGACAUCCACGACAAGAAAGCUGAAAGCUGUUCAGGCGGGCAAGGCUCCCACCACCAUCAUGCCUUGUUCUUAUUCCAUGGCCGUUGCUGCCGGCCUCCCGCCUUCCCCGCCUCUUUCUGCCCAUUCGGAGGAUGGCAUCACUUCUCCUAUUCGGCUGGCCACUCAAUCUCCCGCUUCAUCUAAUGGCUUGGAUCUUGCCGGUGAACGUCUCCUGAAGAAACAACUCUUGGAAAGAUCUCUGGCGAUUGUCAGCGAGCCCUUGGAAGAUCGUCUUUUUCAACAAUUCGGAGCCCACGACUUUUGGGUCAAGUCUCAGUUUCAAAUGCAGCACGGCAACGGCGUCUAUCAGUUUUAUGACGGCUCCAACAUCACCGUCAGCUUUUACAACGCCGUGAAAAGGCUGCGCGGCCUUGGCAAGAAUGAUAAGCUGCCCGCCUUCUUCGACCUCCUCCAGUUCCAACAUGUGCUGGAACGCCAUCGGGUGGUCAAGCGGCGCUUCAUCGCUGGAUCGAGAAACGUGCAGGGCGCAUUGCCGCGCUACCUUCUUGAAGCUCAACGGGCCAAUUUCGAGACCAAUGUCGUCUCUCGGGUGCCCAAGUUCCCCGAGACCUCUUUUGAGUCCGCGGGUGACUUGCGGGGAAUACAGAUGUGCGAGCAAGGCGUCGAUGAGCUCGUCCAUCUCGCCAUGUCGGAGACCAUCUUAGACAAUCUUAGGGCUCCGGGCAUCAUGAUCCUCGCCACUGGAGAUGGCAAUCCUGGCCAAUACACCACGGGCGGAUUCCCCGACUAUGUUGAGAAGGCUUUGCUCGCGGGCUGGGUUGUCGAGGUUUACUCAUUCUCCGAGAGUGCCCAUCCUAUCUGGAGCGACCCUGAGUUUAUCAGCGAUAAGCGCUGGAGAGGUCGCAUGAGCUUCCACACUCUGGACAGCUUCAUCCCCUACCUCAUCGGUGCGGCCAGGGGUCGCGCCUGAUUUUUCAAUGGGAACGGUAAAGGAAUAAUGUGCAUAAAAUGUCUUUUUUCUGGAAAAGUCGGAAUCAUGACAGUCACGAGGGCGUUGGUGGGUUUUUCCUGUUCUUCGGUUUUAGAUACCCGUCUCUCUCUGUCUCUACUUCUGUUUUGGCUGGUUCAUCGCCCAUCUCUCUUCUUACACACGCACAAACGAGCCUCGAUCUAUAUAUGGUGGCGUUUUGGAUCCAGGAGGGCGCAGGCAGGCAGGGUUCAGAAUAUGGCUUCGGAACAGGAGCGACGACUGCAGCAUGAGAUUCUAUUAUAGACAAAAGGACAUAUCAAUGACACUCGGGGCAUACAAUUUUUAGCCUCUCCA
Messenger RNA from Colletotrichum destructivum, 2365 nucleotides. RefSeq lists its product as uncharacterized. The coding region runs from base 719 to 2011 and encodes 430 amino acids. The record is from RefSeq and is a predicted model, not a curated record. NCBI's taxonomy places the organism in Eukaryota, Fungi, Ascomycota, Sordariomycetes, Glomerellales, Glomerellaceae. The transcript has a single exon.